CCCAUCGCGUUUACAAUACGUUCAUAAUAUUUUAUAUAUAUAUAUAUAUGUGUAUAACAAAAACAGUUUUUUUUUUAUCAACAUAGUGCUUUAAUGUACAAUUAAAAAUAAAUUUUAAUAUUUAUUAAAAUAAUUAAUAAUAUUAUUAAUAUUAUAAAUAUUAAAAUAAAAUUUAAAAAUAUAUAUAUUUAACCCCUUACAGCAAAUUGACAUUUUAUAAAAUAUUUCUUUAUAAAAAUUGCUGUUUCUGUUUUUUAUUGUUAAUUUUUUUCAAAAAAAAAUUUUUUUGUUUUGAUUGCGCGCGGUUUCUUUUUUUCGCCAACCCUCGUGUUUCUCCGAGAAAAGUGAAUUCAAUUCGGUAAACUUUUAUCAAUAUUCUUCGGCAAAAUAUUAUAUUGACAAUUGUGACAAGUGCAACAGCGGAUUGCCAGUGACAAACAGAAAAUCGAUGGUGAGAAACUAGAAAAGUAACGAGAACGAGAAAAAUAAUUUACAAAUCAUGAUGAAACUUAAUCGACUGAUAGGAUUAUUAUUAUUAUUAACGAUAUGUGGAUGUUAUGCAUUGCCACCGUCACAAUCGACGAGUCGAGUUCCAGUGAGGGCGAAACAAACAACGCCAAUAUCAACUAAUACGGGAACGUCAACCACAACAGCCAUUAUGAGCAAUGUUUCAACUGAAGCAAGAGUAAAAAGUUCGGCAUCAACGAUGAGUGCAACUAUGGCCACGAAAAAACCAAUCAUCUCCGUUAAGGAAGCAACCGUCACGCCACCUACUUCCGCGAAAGAAACCCGUGAAUCACCCGGAAAAAUUCGACCGCAAAUCAAACUGACCACCAAUUACACCAGCGCUAGCGAGACGGGAGUUCGAUUGCCGGAAGGUGCAAGUGCAGCAUUAGCAAAACCAACCAAGUACCAUUAUUAUCCUCAUAAUCAACACAUUUAUCUACUGCCAGAAUGUGCUGUUCAACAGGUUUGCAAUGCUGUUUAUGUGAGGUUGAAUUUUACACAACCAUUGUGCGCUUGUCCUGGACGUUACCGUGAUCCAUGCAGUGCAUCACUUGACAUUGACGAUUUACACACGACAGAAUUGGUCACUGAUCCACGAACAAAGGCGUUGACUUUGGUGAAGACGUGCGAGCCCGUUGCUGAAAUGCGAGAAUGCAGAGCCCCGAGGGAUUGGUCGUUACUUGCAUUACAAAAUGUCAGGACCGGAAAGUCGCAUUACCUCGUGAUCUGUCGAUGUCCCGACACGAACAUACUCGAAGGACCUAUGAGCCACGAUCAACCAACUUAUGCUAGUGUACCGGGAAUUCGAGUCUAUGGAAUGAUGUGUGUGCAAGGAAUCAGAAGAGGACGUCCAUUGCGACACAUACGCAGUCUUUUAGGUUUAUUAGACAAACAGGAAUUAAUCGAAGAAAAGGAAGCAAGAGCAACGUUCCCUUGGCAUAUGGUUCCACAUCUAAUGGAAACAGCAAACUGGGACUAAUUUUCGAUAAAAUAUAAUUAAAUGCCGCCGGUAAAAUGGCACUAAACUAUUUAUUAAAAAAAAAAAAUAUGAAGAAGAAGAAGAAAAAAAAAGCCUAGCUCGUCGUUCUAUUCAUUUCGAACAUUCUUUUUUUUUUUAUUUAUAUGAUAUUUAUUUUAAUCGUAGCCAGAGACUCGGCAAUCAAUUAUGCGUCGAUAUUAGAACUAUAAAAUGUAUUUUUUUUCUCUCGUUUAUAUAACGCAAAAAAAAAAUUGCUUUACGAAUUAGAAUUUCGCAAAAGCUCGUAAUUAUUAUUUUUUUAAUGUGAAAAAUCACUAACAUGGCAAAACGACGCUUAAUAAUGAAUUAGCUUUAAUUUUACAGACUGCAAUGCAAUAAAUUUACUUUUAAUAUGGGAAAUAAUAAUAAUAAUGAAAUUAUCUUUAGAUUCGAUAUUUGUUUUCCUGUUUUUGUCUUUUGUUGAACUGCAGUCUCUAUCUCUCUUUCGCUCUCUUUUUUUUUCAAAACUACAAAAUAUCCAUGAUCAUAAUUCAACUAUUCUGCAUUUAUCGAAUUUUUUUACACGUUGAAUUAUAUCAUGUACUCUAUGUCUCUCGAUUUUCUUGCAUUAAAUAUUAUUUCUAUUUUAGAUGACCGUCGCUAUUCGGAAUCUGUAUAAUUUAUUAUUGCUUCUAUACUCGAAUGAGAUAAAUUUCAUCAUUUAUAUAUCUCGUGAGAAUAUAUUGUAACUAUGACUCGCGUCUCAUAAUGAUAAUAGUGAUAGAAAAUUUUCAAAUGCAAUUAUUCAUUAAUUAUUAAUAAUAAUAAUUAUUUAAUCCAGUGAUUAUAAGGAAAAAGAAUUUUAAUUUUCCGUUACAAAAAAAAAAUGUUAUUAAAACAAAACUAUGUUAGAAAAAAACAUUUAAUAUUAAAAAAAUCAUAAUUUAGCAAAAUUUUGCUUUAUUUCAAAAGAAAAAAAUUUAAUUUUCAUUUUAUGAAAAUUGACGGCACAAUUCGUACUUCUUAAAAAUU
Messenger RNA from Leptopilina boulardi, 2497 nucleotides. RefSeq lists its product as uncharacterized. Bases 500 to 1486 code for a protein of 328 amino acids. The record is from RefSeq and is a predicted model, not a curated record. The transcript has 6 exons. NCBI's taxonomy places the organism in Eukaryota, Metazoa, Arthropoda, Insecta, Hymenoptera, Figitidae.